This is a messenger RNA of Closterium sp. NIES-65, 1596 nucleotides long. The record is from the annotation of a GenBank genome assembly. NCBI's taxonomy places the organism in Eukaryota, Viridiplantae, Streptophyta, Zygnematophyceae, Desmidiales, Closteriaceae.
AUGUGGAAAAAACUCAUGAAGCUGGUGCACAAUUUUCUGACGGGGAACAACGCAUCGGCGGAAAAGGGAUUCGUUUUGUGGAACUGGGGUCUCCUCACCACGCCAAAGGCGGACGGAGGGUUGGGCGUGCUGGACCCAGAGAUACUGCUGGCCUGCCUUGCCGCGCGAAGGAUCGGUGGGCUGCUGCUGGAUGGAAAUGGGAAGAAGAAAGAGAUAAUGCUCACAGUGGCCGGUCUUCCUCUCGGGGAGGACACUUUUCUCGCACAUGAGAGGCUAAUGAAACACUGGCCAGGGGAUGGCGAGCGGUGGAGACGAGCGUGCGAAACAUUCAUGAAAUCGCCUAUUGCUGACACGGGGACUUCCCGCAGCAGAGCAGAGGUGGCGCACGAAAGAGUCGUUUUCAAUCGGAAGCUGCUGAUGAACGGCACGAACCCGGUCGGAGGGCAAAAGGAGGCAAAAGUCCUAUGGGAAACGCGGCUAGGGGAUCUAGUUGUUACCACGCGUGAUGGUGGUGCUGAGAUUAAGGGUAUUGACACACUAGAGAAGGAACUGCGCAGCAGGGACUCGGCUCGGCUGGCUCUCAAGGCCUUUGACGCAGCGCCGCAAAAGUGGAAAACCCUCUUAGUUCCAGGCAAGGGGAGGGAGGAAGAAGAAGGGGAGGUGCCCCCCCCUGCUGACGUGCCUACUGUGGGGGUACAUGCAGCUGCGACAAUCUUCCGCUCGGCAGUUUUUUCGGAUGGGCAGUUGGCCCCCUUGAAGCAGUUGAGAGAGACCUGGGCCAAGCCUGAAGCAGUCUUGGUGAAGCAGGCCAAGUGCGGCCCCGUCACCGCCCCUAUCGGCCCCGUCGCCGCCCCUAACGGCCCCGUCGCCGCCCCUAGCGGCCCCGUCGCCACCCUUUGCGGCCCCGUAGCCGCCCCUAGCGGCCCCGACGCCGCCCUUUGCGGCCUCGUCGCCGCCCUUCGCGGCCCCGACGCCGCCUCUAGCGGCCCCGUCGCCGCCCUUCGCGGCCCUGUCGCCGCCUCUAGCGGCCCCGUCGCCGCCCUUCGCGGCCCCGUCGCCGCCUCUAGCGGCCCCGUCGCCGCCCUUCACGGCCCCUUCAGCCGCCAAGCAGCCGAACCGCCGAGCUACCGAGCCGCCGAGCCGCCGAGCCGCCGAGCCGCCCAGCAGCCGAGCCGCCCAGCAGCCGAGCCGCCGAGCCACCGAGCCGAACCACCAAGCCGCCGAGCCGCCGAGGCCGCCGUCGAGCCGCCACUACCGAGCCGCUGCCGCCGAGCCGCCGUCGAGCUGCUACUGUUCCUACCAGCGCGCCCCGGCCUCACCCACCCGGACUGGGCAGACGGACUCUCCCUGUUUGAUCUCACCUCCGGUGCCUCUCCUGACCCGCCUGCUGAUGCUGACAGCACUAUUCACUCACAGUGGGCCACACGCGAUGCUGCUGCCCGUCUUGCUGUGCGUCGCCACUUACCGACCGCUGAGCGUGCGCACUUUAGUCAGUACAAGAGUGCUAAGACCUUGUACGACGCUGUAGUUGCACGCUACUCUUCCCCUGUCACUGCUGCUCUUAGCCGCCUCAUGCUGCCGUACCUGUUCCCUUGA